AUGGUUCGUUCAGAGGAAGAGAGCAUGUCACAUCGGAUCCACCACCGUUGAUAAAUAGUUUUUUUUUUAAUUUUCCGUGGAGUGUCACCGUCUCUCUCUCAUGGUUCUCCAAGUUGUAAUUUAUUCACGAUAUUCAGUGUUGGGUCUAAAGUUUUUGAUAUUCUGGGAAACAUGAAGCAUGCCCAGAAUGCCGCCAAGUAGUUUCAUGGGUGGGAGACGUACGACCGGUCCAAAUCGUCUUGAAGUACUGAUGGCGACUCGGGCCCCUUGCCUGCAUUCUAUAAGUACGGGGGGCGACCGCUCUGAGCUGACCAGUUCAGACUGGGGCCCACCCGAUGGUAUCUCCUCCUGACAUUGGUCGUUCCCCUUAUUGGGUUGGGAUGAAUAAUGGGCCCAAUAUAGGCUUGGCCAUUGGGCCCACUUAAUUAAAAGCGGGGAUGGGUAGGAAGAGGGAGAGGAAAGUCCCCUUAUUGGGCCAGCUUCUACGUCACGGGUUGGUUCAACCAUCAAGACUUCGCGCCACACCGCAAACGUCCCCAUCUAGAAUUUAGUGACUAAUUACUUAAUUAUGAGGGGGUUCUAUAGAAAAUACCUUGGUGGCGCCGCGUGUCCGGCGUAGGCAGACGAGCGCGAUAUUCCAACCGACGCCGCGGCUCACCCGGCCUGCUCCCGCUCCCUCUUCUUGUGCGCCUCUCCCUUCUCUUCAACCCCCCAACCUGUUCUCCUCUGAUUCAUCUUCUCUCGCUCUCUCUUUCUCUCUCUUUCGGACUUCAGCUUCUCCUCCUCCGGGACAUGGAGAGAAGAGUGGAAGAUUUGGCAGGCAGCGGCAGAGAGGGCAUGGCUUCACGAGGUGUAGAGGUACAAUCCUGCAGAGGGCAAUCUCUCUCUCUCUCUCUGCAUCUAUCUAUGUAUGUAUCUAUCUUGGUCAUAGUAGCUGAUGGUCGAUGGCAGGCAACCUUGGAGAAGAAGUACGGAGGGAUUAGGCCCAAGAAGAAGCCUCUGAUCUCGAAGGUUCGUGGGUGGGGUGGCAUUCAGGGAGGGUACUGAGGAAAAGAUCUAGUGAAUGGUGUAGAAAGACCAAGCUGAAUACUAACCGUUUCAUCUGUGGUGCAAGGGGCUGCAGGGUAGCGGGAGGGUCUUCUUUGAUUCCGCUGACUGGGCUCUUUGCCAGGUAAGCCUACUUGGUCGUUCCAUGGGCAGGCUCUGGCCGAGGUUUCUAACAGGGAACUCAUCGUCCACUGUGUUUUGGGGGCAAGAGCAGGGAGAGGACACGCGAGCCGCGGUGGAGACAUUGCGGCCCAAAUUGCAGGUACUCAUUCUGGUCCUGAAACCUUCACGGCCCAAAUUGUGAUGGCACUGAUGGGCCUUUCAUGUGGACGCUGGCUUCCAGCCCACGCCUCACCAGCGGCUGCCCCCGCGGAGGCCCGCAUGCAGGUCCGUCAGGGAUGAUAAGGUGAUGAAGUAGGGUGAGCUACUCACAUUCAGAAAUACCAGGGAUCAAUUGUACUAAUCGAACUGCCGCUGGGCGGGCUGAAUAGGUAGGCUGUCUUGGAGCCCACACAGACAUGAAGAUUCAUCUGGAAGGUGGUGGUUGGUGGUCCUACAGAAACAUUGCCAGAACAAGCACACACUGUUCAUUGAUAUGAAACCACCCCCCCCUCUCUCUCUCUCUCUCUCUCUCUCUCUCUCUCUCUCUCUCUCUCUCUCUCUCUACAUGCACAUUUUGAUACUAUUUUUGGGCUGUUUAGACAUCGGAUAGUAAACUUUAGUUUCUAUAUGGACGUUGUCAACACGAGGACUCCAAUAAAACAGUUCUAUAUGCCAUGA
This is a messenger RNA of Spirodela intermedia, 1827 nucleotides long. The record is from the annotation of a GenBank genome assembly. Lineage: Eukaryota; Viridiplantae; Streptophyta; Magnoliopsida; Alismatales; Araceae.